CAUUUCUUGCCAUGCCAUACCUGAGCUCUAAUGCCAUAAGCACUGUAGGUGCAAGUUCAUCAGACUUUCAUCCAUUGCAUGAGAUGAAUGUGCCCAGUCAGUAUCUUCCUACUCAAAACAUGACUAACAUUCAGCCAUGGAAUUUGAGUCAUCCCAGCGGCGGCGGAGACCUUGCACCUCAAGCUUUGACUCACAUGCCACCCCCAGUAAAUGAAGAAGAGGGAGAACCCAAUGCAGGGGUUCCAGAAGAUGCGAGGACGGAUGAUGCACUCGUCAAUAGUCAACCAGUUGCUUGUGGGCUGGUCAACGAGAAUAUGCCAUCUCUGAAAAGAAAUCUGGAAGAACUAAGCAAUCAAGAAGCAGACAUGGAUGGGUUGGAGACAUGGUGUAGGAAAGCACAAAUGAUUAGUGGAGAAUAUUGGAGCAUCUUCCAAGCAUUCCGAGAAGGCAGAUCUCUUUCUCCACAGCAGGUAGAAAGAGUAAAUGAUUUGAGCAAAGAAGUUAAAGAUAUUCUAGGCCACUGUAGCUUCCGAAAAGGGUCAACGACACAUGGUGCAGGACAUAGGAAAAGUUUGCCCUUGGUAACAACAGAGCUAGUAGACAAGGAAAGUAAGGAGACAAUCGAAAAGAUAUGCGGCUAUUUAAUGGAGGAUGAGAUUUUCGUCAUUGGCAUUUGUGGAAUGGUGGGAGUUGGCAAGACAACCAUUUUAAUGCAUGUUUAUAAUAGAGUACUUGAGAAUCUUGCCUUCAAUGAUGUGUUUUGGGUCACUGUACCUCAGGAGUUUAACGUCUAUGCAUUGCAAAACGAAAUUGCCAAUGCAGUCGGACUAGACUCUCUCUCAAAGGAUAGGGACGUGAAGAGGAGGGCAUGCAUAUUGAAUAGGCAUUUGAAGAGCAGGAGAGCUGUCUUAUGCUUAGAUGGUCUGUGGAUGCACUUUGACAUUGAGGAUGUUGGAAUUCCAGUUGAGAAUACAGGCAUUAAGUUGGUACUAACAACUCGAUCACUAGAUGUAUGUCAUAAGAUGGUCUGCCAAAAACAAGUCGAAAUAAGUCCUCUAUAUUUGCCAGAUGAUUGUUGGGUCUUAUUUCUAAAAAGCUUUGCUUUGGGAGUGACCUCCUUCAGAAGUUAA
Messenger RNA from Eucalyptus grandis, 1130 nucleotides. Its product is annotated as probable disease resistance protein At5g43740. Lineage: Eukaryota; Viridiplantae; Streptophyta; Magnoliopsida; Myrtales; Myrtaceae. The record is from RefSeq and is a predicted model, not a curated record. Gene Ontology annotation, molecular function: ADP binding. Bases 12 to 1130 code for a protein of 372 amino acids. The transcript has 3 exons.